Tetrahymena thermophila SB210 is the source of this 420-nucleotide messenger RNA. RefSeq names its product tetratricopeptide repeat protein. The record is from RefSeq and is a predicted model, not a curated record. NCBI's taxonomy places the organism in Eukaryota, Ciliophora, Oligohymenophorea, Hymenostomatida, Tetrahymenidae. The transcript has 2 exons.
AUGAAUAAUAUACUGACCACACAAGAUUCAGGGACUGGGAGUUAGGAUAUUUAGAAGAGUUAGAUAUAUUAUUCUCCAUAUCCUAGAAAGAGCCUAUCUUUAAAAAAGAGUAGUUUUAUUAGUGGCUCUUAGCUCAAAAAUAUGAAUUAAUCUGCUAUUUAAUUUACGACUACUAACCCUACUAAUGCUACUAAAGAUAUUUAGCAGAAUGAGAUAGGCCAGCAAAGAAACUUUAAUUUUGAAAAUGCAGAAAAGGUAUUAAAUCGUUGGUAGGAUUUGGGUCUUAUUGAUGGGCCAGAUACAGAAUAAAUGAUGAUGAAAUACCCUGAAUAAGGAACAAUAGAGAUGGUUCGUAAACUAACAGAUAUAAAAAUGGAACAGGAGAUUUGCACCGCUAAGUUUAAUAAUCUCCUAGAUUGA